This is a messenger RNA of Aspergillus ruber CBS 135680, 1290 nucleotides long. Its product is annotated as mitochondrial 54S ribosomal protein uL15m. The record is from RefSeq and is a predicted model, not a curated record. Gene Ontology annotation, cellular component: mitochondrial large ribosomal subunit. The coding region runs from base 117 to 1058 and encodes 313 amino acids. Lineage: Eukaryota; Fungi; Ascomycota; Eurotiomycetes; Eurotiales; Aspergillaceae. Gene Ontology annotation, biological process: translation. The transcript has 2 exons. Gene Ontology annotation, molecular function: structural constituent of ribosome.
AAAUAAUUAUAUAAGCACAGCACGCCGGCCCGACAUUCCCCCGCCGCAACCAACUUUGAUAUCUUUCUCCGGCACACAGCCAACCCAUUAGCAGAAGACAGUCCAAUUCCAUCACAAUGCCUCCCAGGCUGCAACUGCUGUCGCUCCCGCGGCCGCAAGGCUGGUUCUCGAAAACUGCCCAGCCUUUUACCUCACCACUGUCGUUCCUGCUCCCGCAGCUGCAGCCGCAAAGCCGCAACGCCCACAUCCUCGCUUCGCUUUCCGAUAACCCGGGAGCGUUCAGUAAAAAGACUCGACGCGGUCGGGGUCCGGCUUCGGGGAAGGGAAAGACGUCCGGUCGGGGUCAUAAGGGUCAGAAGCAGCAUGGAAAGGUCCCCACGGGGUUCAAUGGUGGACAGACGCCGGAAAUUGUGGUUCAUGGAGAGCGUGGGUUCACAAACAUCUUUACCCCCGAUCUGGCCCCCGCAAACCUUGACCGCAUCCAAGAAUGGAUCGACCAAGGCCGCAUCGACCCAACCCGCCCCAUCACCGUCCGCGAACUCGCCCAAUCCCGCUGUAUCCACCAGCCCAAAGAAGGCGUGAAACUCCUCGGCCGUGGCGGCGAAGGCACCCUAAAACAACCUAUCCACAUCGUCGUCUCGCGCGCCUCUGCCUCCGCCAUCUCUGCGGUCGAGGCCGCCGGCGGCUCCGUGACGACCCGCUUCUACACGCGCUCCGCGAUCGUCCGAAUCAUGAACCGGGAGAUGCACCCGUUCGUCUCGAUGGCGUGGACUGCGCAGAGUGGCAGUGAGGAAUUGCACAAGGCAGAGGGUGCUGAGAGGGCUGAGGCGUUGACUGAGUCGAAUAUCAUGAAAGAGAUGGGAUUUCAGUACCGGUUGCCUGAUCCGACAAAGCGUCGGGAUGUUGAGUAUUAUCGUGAUCCGGCGCAUAGAGGGUACUUGAGUCAUUUGCUCAAGCCUAUGGAGGGUCCCAGUUUGUUCUUCCGCUCGCCAGUGGAGAGGAAGUCGACGGCGGGUGUUAAGAAGGAGAAGGUGUUGCCGGCGAACAGACUUUGGUGAUCGUUUUAUGGUUAGAUGGAUUAUGGAUAUCGGGAUUUGGCACAUCAUUGUAUAAAUAUUAUCAGGGAUAUGUAUCAAUGGAUGAUUUUCUCAACUACACUGAAGCGUUAAGUACUACUAGAGUGGAGCUUAUCUUAUGUUUCGCAAGUUGCUUUCAUUAGAGCGAGAGAAUCAUAAUAAUGAUAUGGAGCAGACUUUUGCGAUAACUCAGCAGAAUGGUAUAAAACGGAAG